AUGGAGAGGGGAAGGGUGCAUUGGGGCUAUGUCGAGGACAACUAUGUCGAGCCGAAAAACAUCUACGAAUCAAGGAUUGUUUCUGCGAUUUUGCAGGUGAUAAGUACUGAGGUCAAGCAAGUGAAGAACGCUUGUCAAAAAGCCGGAGGAAACGGAUAUCGUCCGCAUAUA
This is a messenger RNA of Anisakis simplex (herring worm), 171 nucleotides long. The record is from the annotation of a GenBank genome assembly. Lineage: Eukaryota; Metazoa; Nematoda; Chromadorea; Rhabditida; Anisakidae.